AACAAGAAACAUAUAUUCUUCGUAUUCUCUCUUCUCAUCAGCUUCCUAAUCAUCUCCGUUAUCGUCGUCGAUCUUGCCGGCAUCGAGCCUCAUCUCUGUUUCGGAUUCUUAUCGUCAUGGAGAAACAUAUCGAAGGAAGGAAGAAACGACGACGUAUGUGACUAUUCAAACGGAAGAUGGGUUCGUAGACAACGCCGUGACAAGCAAUUCAUUGAUUCAAACAGUGCUUCUGAAAAAUUCAACGCAAGUGAUUUCCUGGAGAGGAGCCGGAACGGGAGGAUUGUGUUCGUCGGAGAUUCCAUCGGAAGAAAUCAAUGGGAAUCUCUUUUGUGUAUGCUUUCACAAGCUGUGUCUAAUAAAUCUGAGAUAUAUGAAGUAAACGGAAACCCUAUAAGCAAGCAUAAGGGAUUCCUUUCGAUGAGAUUUCCGGCACAAAACCUAACCGUCGAAUAUCAUAGAACCCCGUUUCUGGUCGUGGUUGCUCGGCCACCUGAGAACGCACCGGAAGAUGUUAAAAUGACGAUUAGAGUCGACGAGUUUAACUGGCAGUCGAAAAGAUGGGCCGGGUCUGAUGUUCUAGUCUUCAAUACAGGACAUUGGUGGAACGAAGACAAGACCUUUGGCUCGGGUUGCUAUUUUCAGGAGGGAGGGAAACUGAACAAGACGAUGGGAGUAAUGGAGGGAUUUGGAAAGUCUUUAAAGACAUGGAAGUCAUGGGUUUUAGAGAGACUAGAUUCUGAGAGUAGCCAUGUCUUCUUCAGAAGCUUUUCUCCUGUGCAUUACAGGAAUGGGACAUGGAACUUGGGUGGUUUGUGUGAUGCAGAUACAGAGCCAGAGAUUGAUAUGAAGAAGAUGGAACCUGACCCUAUCCAUAACAAUUAUAUAUCUGAAGUAAUACAAGAAAUGAGAUAUGAACAUAGUAAGGUUGAGUUUCUGAACAUUACAUAUCUGACCGAGUUCAGGAAAGAUGCUCAUCCUUCGCGGUAUCGAGAACCGGGAACUCCUACCGAUGCUCCUCAGGAUUGCAGUCACUGGUGCUUACCCGGUGUACCUGACACAUGGAACGAGAUUCUCUACGCGCAGCUAUUGGCGAUGAAUUACCGAACAAAUUGA
Molecule: messenger RNA, 1113 nt
Organism: Thlaspi arvense
Lineage: Eukaryota; Viridiplantae; Streptophyta; Magnoliopsida; Brassicales; Brassicaceae
Source: the annotation of a GenBank genome assembly